Echinostoma caproni is the source of this 576-nucleotide messenger RNA. Lineage: Eukaryota; Metazoa; Platyhelminthes; Trematoda; Plagiorchiida; Echinostomatidae. The record is from the annotation of a GenBank genome assembly.
AUGGGUAGCCCGCCAGGCCCAUUUCGGGCAGACGUUCUGGAACGUGUCAUCAUGUACAAACAAUACGUCUACGAUACCUUUGUUAUGACAGAAAACUUCGAAGAGGCUACAGUAAUUCUGCAGGAACCUAAUAGAUUACAUCCAAACAUUCUGUUCACCAUGGAACCCGAAAUCGAGAACACACUAAAUUUCCUCGACAUUGGCAUGCGAUUCCGUACCACUAAUCCGGAAUCUGAGUUAAAGACACAAUAUCGUAUGCAUCCGGAGCUGCCCAAAUUCUCGAAUAGUGUGUUCUACGACAAUCGGAUCGAAAACGGUGUGUCCGCAGUAGAACGCAAAGCUUGUUCACGAUUUCCCUGGCCCGAUGCAAACAAUCCGACAUUUUGCUAUGCUGUACGGGGUGAAGAAGACAGAACAGCCGAGGACAUGUCGUGCUACAACCCGAAAGAGGCCGAAUCCGUCAAAAUCUUUGUUGUAAAGUACUCACACACACCAGACAGCUAUAUCAAUUGUUGGUCGUUGGUUAUCCGGCUUUAUCAUAUUAGACUGAUUGCUUACAUCAUGCAUGUGGGAUAA